Messenger RNA from Thunnus maccoyii (southern bluefin tuna), 2609 nucleotides. It is a transcript of the gene grk1b, whose product is annotated as G protein-coupled receptor kinase 1 b. Gene Ontology annotation, biological process: signal transduction; protein phosphorylation; regulation of signal transduction. The transcript is spliced from 8 exons. Lineage: Eukaryota; Metazoa; Chordata; Actinopteri; Scombriformes; Scombridae. The record is from RefSeq and is a predicted model, not a curated record. Gene Ontology annotation, molecular function: G protein-coupled receptor kinase activity; ATP binding. The coding region runs from base 452 to 2128 and encodes 558 amino acids. Gene Ontology annotation, cellular component: cytoplasm.
UUGAAACCAAUCAUGAAUUCAGAGUUGAACAAUUGAAUGGUUCCCAGUGAUUCUGAACAUGAUUCCUCAUCAGUAAUCACUCCCGCUGCUAGUUACACUAAUAGCUUCUGCCAAGUUGCUCCGUCCGAUAAUCAGGGUGUAAUCUUCACCAGCUAAUGAACUGCCAAGUAGGAUUUCAGGUGCAGAUUAAACCUCGACCUGUAGCCCCAACCUUUUCACCACACCUGCUGCACGAACAAGGGGAAAGAGGGGAGAGUCAGUGACUUUAAAGAAAGUGUGUUCAAGACCCUGAUGGGACGAUGAUUUCUAUUUGUCCUGGUUGAUGGAAGAACAAGGAACAAAGAAAAGAAGAAAAUAUAUGUUGGAUGAUACCCAGUUGGAUUUACUUUAUUGCCUUCAAGUCCUCAUUUAACUCACUGCAACAGCAAAAAAGUUCGGAAAAGGUGCAGCCAUGGACAUCGGUGGUUUGGAGACGGUGGUGGCAAACUCUGCUUAUGUCUCGGCCCGUGGUAGCGUGGACGGAGCUGCAGCAGCCGCCAUGCGUGACAAGAAGAUGCGAGCCAGGCUGAAACUCCCACACAUCAGAAAUUGUGAGCACAUGAAGACAACUGUAGACUCGACCUUUGACAGCAUGUGUGUCAAACAGCCCAUUGGCAAGCGCCUGUUCCAACAGUUCCUGGAGAGUGACGCAACCCAUAAGAAUGCUGGGCAGCUGUGGAAAGACAUCGAAGACUACACCAUAUGUCAAGAAAAGGACCGAGUACAGAAGGCCCAAAAAAUCGUCAAUAAGUACUAUGACUCAGCAUCAAAGAAUUUUUGCAGCUUCCUGGAGGAGAAGGCCGUCACUCGAGUGAAGGAAGACUUCAAAAAUGUCCGUGGUGACCUGUUUAAAGAGAGCGAGCAACAACUGCUCAAACACCUGGAGAAGGCCGUAGAUGGCUUCAAGAAGAGCAUGUACUUCCUGCGUUAUGUUCAGUUCAAAUGGUUGGAGAACCAGCCUGUUGAUGAGGAGUGGUUCAUGGACUUCAGGGUCCUGGGUAAAGGAGGUUUCGGGGAAGUGUUUGCUUGCCAGGCUAAAGCAACGGGCAAAAUGUACGCCAAUAAAAAGCUGGAAAAAAAGAGGCUGAAGAAACGUAAAGGCUAUGAGGGAGCAAUUGUGGAGAAGCGCAUCCUCGCAAAAGUUCACAGCCGCUUCAUCGUGUCGCUGGCCUACGCCUUCCAGACCAAGACUGACCUCUGCUUAGUUAUGACCAUCAUGAAUGGUGGAGACCUCAGGUUUCAUAUGUAUAAUGUGGACGAAAAAAACCCUGGUUUUGAUGAGAAGAGAACACGUUUCUAUACAGCUCAGGUCAUCUGUGGGCUGGAGCACCUUCACCAGCACAGGAUCAUCUACAGAGAUCUGAAACCAGAAAAUAUACUGCUGGAUGAUGCAGGACACGUUCGCCUGUCAGAUUUGGGUCUGGCUGUUGAACUUCCACCAGGAAAAGACAAAACUUCUGGAUAUGCAGGAACUCCAGGCUUCAUGGCUCCAGAGCUGCUCCAGAAGAAGCGCUACGACUACACAGUGGACUAUUUUACUCUUGGAGUGACAGUGUAUGAGAUGAUCGCAGCCAAAGGGCCCUUUAGAGUACGAGGAGAGAAGGUUGAGCAUGAAGAGGUAACUCGCAGAAUUUUGAACGAUCCGGCUACAUAUACACCCAAAUUUAGCAAAGAGUGCAAGGAUUUUUGUGAAGGUCUGUUGGAAAAGGACCCAGAGAAACGCCUUGGGUUCAAGAAUAAUGAGUGUGCUGAGCUCAAGAAUCACCCCUUCUUCAAAGAGAUAAACUGGGGCCGUCUGGAAGCAGGCAUGCUACCACCACCAUUUGUCCCUGAUCCUAAGAUGGUCUAUGCCAAAGAUAUUGACGAUGUGGGCGUCUUCAGCUCAAUCAAAGGUGUGGUCAUAGAUAACAAGGACACUGAGUUCUUCAAUGAGUUUUCUACUGGCAACGUCCCAAUCCCAUGGCAGGAGGAGAUGAUCGAGACCGGUGUGUUUGGAGAGCUGAACAUCUGGGGAGAGAACGGCAAACUACCCGGUGACCUCGACCCGAACUUUGUGGAAGCCAAAGGUGGAGGAUGUGUACUCCUUUGAGUUGAGGCAGCUGAUAGAAAACGAGCAGAGAGAUGGAGGAAGGUAGAAAUUUAAGUGAAGAAUAUCUAUUGAAAUUAAACACAUCUAGAUUUGGUAUUUGCUCUUUUGGUGCCACUUGCUCAUAAUCUGUAAUUUGUACAAUAAUCUGUUGUUGUACUGAAUAAAUUUGUCUAUUUACAUAUAUAAAUAUAUAAAUAUAUAAAUACAGAAUAAUAUGUACCUAUAUUGUAAUGGUUAUGCAGUAAUAUUGUUGAAGUGUCAGCAUAAUAUAUCAUCAAUAUAUCACAAGAUAUUAUGUAACAGAAAAUGUAAAUAUGGUUGCACUAAUAAUAAUGGCCGCUGUCAUCUUUGCAUAUGUCAAUAUUUUUGUUUAGUAAUUAUAUAAAAAUUGAAUAAAAAUUAUUUUGUAUAGAAAAAAGAUGCAAUAUUUAUAUAAUAUAUAUUAUUUGGACUAAAGACAACUGUGUUGAUAUAAUGUUAU